This is a messenger RNA of Nomascus leucogenys (northern white-cheeked gibbon), 1333 nucleotides long. It is a transcript of the gene CFAP20, whose product is annotated as cilia and flagella associated protein 20. Gene Ontology annotation, cellular component: ciliary basal body; motile cilium. The record is from RefSeq and is a predicted model, not a curated record. NCBI's taxonomy places the organism in Eukaryota, Metazoa, Chordata, Mammalia, Primates, Hylobatidae. Gene Ontology annotation, biological process: cilium assembly; regulation of cilium beat frequency involved in ciliary motility; positive regulation of cell motility.
UGGGCGGAGGGAUUCAUUUUAAGCAACGGGCGGCCCUCCGCCUCCAUUGAAGGCGGGGAAAUACCGCAGCGCUGGCGGUAGUUGCUGUGGUUUCCGUUCUGAGCUCGCAGCUUAGGAGCUGAAGAUCGCGGACUUAGCGUUCCCGCGUCCGAGUCCGGCCAUCAGUGGCUGCAGAUCCGGAGGCCAGGAGCUCAACCACCCUUCUUCGGAACAGGGCCGGCCCGCUGCUGUGCCUUGGACGCUCGGUGCCUGUAUCUACUCCGGGGCCUAGGUCGGCUCCGGGGGCGGCUUAGGAGAAGGCCGCUGGCGAGAUGUUCAAAAACACGUUCCAGAGCGGCUUCCUCUCCAUCCUCUACAGCAUCGGCAGCAAGCCUCUGCAAAUUUGGGACAAAAAGGUACGGAAUGGCCACAUCAAAAGAAUCACUGAUAAUGACAUCCAGUCCCUGGUGCUAGAGAUUGAAGGGACAAAUGUAAGCACCACAUAUAUCACAUGCCCUGCAGACCCCAAGAAGACACUGGGAAUUAAACUUCCUUUCCUUGUCAUGAUUAUCAAAAACCUGAAGAAAUAUUUUACCUUCGAAGUGCAGGUACUAGAUGACAAGAAUGUGCGUCGUCGCUUUCGGGCAAGUAACUACCAGAGUACCACCCGGGUCAAACCCUUCAUCUGCACCAUGCCCAUGAGGCUGGAUGACGGCUGGAACCAGAUUCAGUUCAACUUACUAGACUUCACGCGGCGAGCAUACGGCACCAAUUACAUCGAGACCCUCAGAGUACAGAUCCAUGCAAAUUGUCGCAUCCGACGGGUUUACUUCUCAGACAGACUCUACUCAGAAGAUGAGCUGCCGGCAGAGUUCAAACUGUAUCUCCCAGUUCAGAACAAGGCAAAGCAAUAACUGGAAUUGUGACUCAAGGGAUAGACCCUGGAUGUGACUCUUCUUUUUAGAAGGAAACUAUGUGGAGGACGAUGCAAAAACAUAUUUAUCUUAGUUCGCUCUGCUGUAGUUCUGUAGUUCUGUUAUUUAUACUUGGUGUUACUUGUCAUGGACACCGGUGAACAUGCCGUAACUCUGUGACUGCAUCGUAAGUGCAGUGGGGGUAAGCAGUCCUGUGAGUGGCGCAUGAAUGCUGGAGCUUAUUCUGCCGCCUGCCCCAGUGAGGCGGGAGAUACCUUUAUCAUGAACUUACAGAAUUGAAGAUGGCCCAUAAGGAAUUCCAGACCAAUAUUUCUUCCUGCGGUUUAUUCUGUGUUUUAUAUAUUAUCUAAAUAUAUGUAUAUGCUGUGUCAUACUCAUAAUCUGGAAAUGAAUAAAAUGAUAUAUUCCUGGUUUGUAAA